AUUUGUUUCUCAUUAAUUUAGGCACUUAGGAUGAAUGGCUACAUACUUCUUGGUCGCCCUGUGAUCAUUGAUUUGGCUCGUAAAAGGGGUUCCUAUAACCCCCAAGAUGGGAAGGAAAAUGCUUCUAACAGAAUAGGCGCGCAAGAUCUAGGUCAAGAUCCAGGUCACACGGUUUUUGUUAAAGGCUUUGCCAAAUCACUUAAAGAAGAUCAGAUUCGAAGCUCCUUGAUGGAACAUUUUGGAUCGUAUGGCAAGAUUUUACGCGUUUCUAUUCCACAGGACAAUAUGACCGGUCGUUCUAAAGGGUUUGCAUACUUGUUGUUCAAUGACCAAGCCAGUGUUUCCAAGGCUCUUGAGCUCAGUGGUACUAAACUUGGGGGCUAUACCUUGACUGUUCAAGAACCAGCACCUAAGAGUGGUUCCGGUGAUGGUUCAUUUAGUGGGGGAAGAGGCCGGGGAGGAAGGUCAGCUGGUCGCGGUGGGGGUCAUGAUGAUGGUGGCAGGGGACAUGGCAUAGGUGGAAGGGGAUCAGGAGCUUCUUAUAACAAAAAUGCUACCACACCUAGCGAAGGUCUGCCUUCUUAUCUUUGAAACUUGGUUUCUGUU
Molecule: messenger RNA, 606 nt
Organism: Dendrobium catenatum
Lineage: Eukaryota; Viridiplantae; Streptophyta; Magnoliopsida; Asparagales; Orchidaceae
Product: nucleolin 2-like
Exons: 4
Coding region: 31-591 (186 amino acids)
Molecular function (GO): RNA binding
Source: RefSeq, a predicted model, not a curated record